Messenger RNA from Drosophila subpulchrella, 5486 nucleotides. RefSeq names its product AF4/FMR2 family member lilli (gene sr). Bases 918 to 4310 code for a protein of 1130 amino acids. Gene Ontology annotation, molecular function: RNA polymerase II cis-regulatory region sequence-specific DNA binding; DNA-binding transcription factor activity, RNA polymerase II-specific. Gene Ontology annotation, biological process: regulation of transcription by RNA polymerase II. The record is from RefSeq and is a predicted model, not a curated record. The transcript has 4 exons. NCBI's taxonomy places the organism in Eukaryota, Metazoa, Arthropoda, Insecta, Diptera, Drosophilidae.
UCGCAACCGGAAGGAAAUUAUCGUCUAAUAAGUUGGCACAGUAAAUCCGAAAGGGAGAAGGAAUAUACAGCACCGAUUUACGCGCCCUGUGCAUGAGAUCGUUAAGCGAAUUAAGCCGAAAGAUAGCCCAUAGCCAAGCCAAUAUCUUGGCCAGCCCAUCAAAUUGCGUGUUUCAAAUCAAAAUUGCAUAAUCUGCGAAGAAGCCGGGAACGAGUUUCGCAAAAGCCAAAAGAUCGCGAUUACACCGCCAGUGGAUAUAUCUUUCGCGUAAUCGCAGUAGCUCGGUCGCUUCCUUUGACUUGGCCACGUUCUAUAGCCGGAUCUUAUCGCUCCUUGGCCAUCUGUAGUUGCAGUUGCAGUUGCAGUUGGCAGUGGUGGUUGCAAGUCGCGCGUGCGUUCGCCUUUUGGCCCGCCUCGUAAUUAAUUACAAACGCAGUCGCGAUCCCCGUCCCCCCGCUUCCCUUUUUCGACCGGCAAACUCCUGAGGAAAAGCAGAUCCAACGAUCCAACGAUCCUGCCUAUUUACGCGCCCAAAUCUUGAUUCUUUGGACUAGCUUUCUGACUAGCUUGCGUGCUCUGUUGUCGCCGGCUUGGUUCUGAAUCGACGACAUCUGAUUGCCUUUUUAUAGCUGCUUUUGCGAAAACUUCAAUCAUAUAAAAACCCCAAUCAAAGUGAAUUGGCCAAGACUGAUUUGAUCUUUAAAAAAAUAUACAGUGAAAAUCAAUCAAGCUGACCACAGCAAAAACGUGAACAAAGUACGACAAAAUGUGUCAAUUGAAUUUAAAUUAACCAACAAAGUGAUUGCUCACCAAACAAAUGGAGUUUUGGUUAAUACGUUUGUGUUUAAAUUUUUUGUUUUCAAAAUAUUUCGUUUUAUUUUCGAAUCGAUCAACGUGCAAGGCGCUAAACCACAAAAAUGUUGCUGACAAUGCGGCGUCAAAAUGAACUGAUUGUAGGCAGCCAACAACAGCAUCCGUCGGCGAGUUCCACAACAUCAUCAGUUGCAACUGUGGCAGGUGCCACAAACUCACCUGGCUUACCUGGACAAAAUCUCAGCUUAGUGCCACCGGCAACGGCAAAUUCCACGGCAGCCCCAUCACAGGAUUCUCUGAAUACACCCACAACACCUUUAUUGGGUCUUAGUCGGAAUCCCCUGCAAUUUGCACCGCCACCUGCACCACCCAUUGCGGUGGCAAGUGCCCCAGCCUCUGGACCCACUUUCGGCUAUUAUCAGACUUCGAGUGCUGCACCACCACCACCCACUGACGCAACCACUUCGGGGCAACAACCACCCUCGGUGGAAUUGGAUGAAUACGUAGACAUACUCCAGGUUCAACAAUUGCUGUUGGAUUCAUCGGCAGCAGCAGCAGCGGCUGCAAAUAAUCCCCCGACAACUGAACAAUCCAUUCAACAAGAUCAGCAACAACUACAGCAUAAUACUGUGGUGCCACCGCAGCAGCAGCAACAACAGCAACAACAAGCUCUUGCCAAGCCGCGACCGCGAAUUAAUCUGCAAAAGGCCACCGAAUACGCUGCACAAUUAGCUCAGGGCGGCGUAGCCCCUGGAACUCCAUCAGCGGCCAUGAUCAUGGAAGGGCUUGAAACCCUGGUGGCGCCAACGCAUCACGCAUUCCUGCUCACCGAGACGGCCGCGGCCGCCCACUUCAAUGUGCUGAGCUUCGACACCUGUCUGUUCAAGACGAGCACGGCGGCCCAGAGCAGCGGCAGUCCCUCGACGGCCACCUACCUGAGUCCCGCCCAAUUCGGUGGCAACCACGGUGGCGCCAGCACCAGCAGCUCCCACAACUCCUCCGCCGCCUCCUCGUCGUCCUCGUCCUCGCUGCUGCACUACACCACCGCAUCGGCAGCCGCUGCCGCUGCAGCAGCCGCCGCCGCCGCAUCCGCGUCCGCCAACAAUUCGGUGCUCCGUGCCCGCAACCAGACGGCCACUCCCACCCAGGGCGGCAGUCCGGGACACGUGGCCGUUCAGCCCAGCGCCACCGCCAGCAGCGGACGCAGCUCGGCCUCCCAUCUCAGCCUGCUGAACACCAGUGGCCAGCACAGUCCCGCCUCCUCGGCCGUCGAGCAGGUGGAGGCCCACAAGCAGCUGAUCGAGGCGCUGCCGGGUGACCUCAACACGCCGGUGACCACGUCCAGCGACAUACCCUCGUUCUUCGGACCCACCACCGUGGUGGAGCCGCCACCCAUUACUGGCUCUAUCGAAUCCGAGGAUCUCUCCUUGGAACCCCAGGUGAUAUCUGUGGCCAGUCCCGUGUUGUCGCAUUGCAGUCCGUUGAAAGAGGAGCGCAGUACUCCGCCAGCUUUGGCCAUUGUCAAGGAAGAAUCAAGUAAUAAUAGUUGUAAUAUGUACCCACAACACAACAACAACAACAACACCACAUCAUCAUCAACAACUACAACAACAACCAAACAAACCACCAGCGAAAGCAUCAACAACAACAACAACACUGAAUGCGUUGGCUCGCCGGGCAACCACACACAAUCACACCAACAGCAACAACAACAGCUGCAUCACAACAACAACAACACGACCAGCAACAACAGCAAUUGCCACCACAGUCACCAACAACAACAGCAGCAACAACAACAACACAUGAGCUCCCCGCAACAUCAAUACCAACAACACCAAAUAUUACACCAACAACAACAAUUGCCAAAUCAUCACCAUCAUCAUCAUCACCACCACCACCAUCACAGUCAGCUACAACUCCAACAACAACAACAGCAACAACAACAACAGCAGCAACACCAACAACAACAGCCGCUACACCAACAACAGCAAUUGCAACACCAGCAGCAGCAACAACAACACCAACAACACUAUCAGCAACAUGCCAUCCAACAACAGGCUAGCAAAAUCUCAUAUCGUGGCAUUUUCACCACCACAGGCAACGCAAUGAAUGCAGCAGCAGCCGCCGCAGCAGCAGCCCAGCAGCAGCAGCAGCAGCAGCAACACCAGCAGCAGCAACUUCCCUCCCCGCAAUUGGGCGUCUUGGCCGGGCCAAUGUCACCGCCCUCGAAUAGUUUGGGCAACAGUUGGGGUCUACCCAGUCCGGAUAAGACCAUGUUCCAGCCACCCCUGUUCAGCCUGCCCGCUCACUAUGCCACCAUGCAACAACAGCAGCAGCAGCAACAGCAGCAGCACCAGCACCAGCAGCAGCAGCAGCAGGCGGCAGGAGCUGCUCCAUCACCCUACGACGAUGGAAGAGCUGCAGCAGCAGCGGCGGCACAGCAUGCUGAACUACUGGGCCUAACAAUGGAUUGCACACCCCUUCUGUUGAAGCAACCACCCCCAACAUACGCCGGAGCCUCCUCCGGAUUCGCCGGCCUGGCUGACCUCCACACCAGCCACGAGCAACAGUUGCAGCAGCAAUAUGUACGAUCGCAGCCAAAGUACCAGUGGCUGGACUCACCAGCGGAUUAUGCCCAGCAGCAGGUGCAACAGCAAGUGCAGCAACAGGUGCAACAGCAGCAGCAACAACAGACCUUGGUGCUGCCAGGACCCACUUCAUCCGCCAGUUCCAGCAAUGCAGCCUUGGGCGUUCUAAUACCGAAACAGGAGAGCUAUCCGGAUAUGCAGCCCAGUUCAAAUGGUACGGGUUAUUCGGCUGGAUCCGGCGGAAGCUCGUCGGCAGCAGCUGCGGCCGCCGCUGCAGCAGCAGCAGCUGUGCAACUGGCGGAAUACAGUCCAUCCACCAGCAAGGGACAUGAGAUCCUGUCCCAGGUCUAUCAGCAGAGUAGUGUACCCUUAAAACUGGUGCCCGUGAAGCCGCGCAAAUAUCCCAACCGCCCCAGCAAGACACCCGUGCAUGAGCGACCCUACGCCUGUCCCGUGGAAAACUGCGAUCGUAGGUUUUCGCGCUCCGACGAGCUCACGCGCCACAUACGCAUCCAUACGGGGCAGAAACCUUUCCAAUGCCGCAUUUGCAUGCGCAGCUUUAGCCGCAGCGAUCACCUCACCACCCACAUUCGCACCCACACCGGGGAAAAGCCAUUUAGUUGCGACAUUUGUGGCAGGAAGUUUGCGCGUUCCGAUGAGAAGAAGCGACAUGCCAAGGUGCAUUUGAAGCAGCGCAUCAAGAAGGAGAAGGUGCGUGGCGAACAGCAGCAACAGCAGCAGCAGCAGCAGCAACAGCAGCAGCAACAACAGCAGCAACAGCAACUGCAGCAGCAGCAACAGCAGCAGGAGCAACAUCACCUGAGCCUGCAGCAACAUCAGCAGUACCAGCAACAUCACCUGCUGCACUCCGCCGACCUGGCCAUAGUCACCUCGAGUGCGAGCAUGUAGAGACUAGAGAACUCGGCAUCCAGCGCGGCUAAGGCCAAGACUCCCCGGCACAAGGUUAGUCUGGCCCUAGCCCUGGAUCUCGACGAGAACGCCUUUCCCUUCGAACUCACAUCGGACUAUGGAACCCUGUCGCCACUCACCAGUCCCAGGCAAUCGAAUUACGUGUGGUUCGGCCAGGAUUCCAGCCAGCCCUUCUUCUACAAGGACAGCCAAAUCCUGGAGAAGAUGGUCUAAGUCCCGGGUGUUCCGGAUCCAGUUGAAUCAAUCGCUGAUGCUGAAUAAUCAUUUAAUGUAUACUGAGUUGUAGUCGUAAAAUCGGGGUUGUGCUAUCAGCAAAAUCUAUGCAAGACAUUAAAUCGUAAUGAACAAUACAAUAUGCUACAGUUAGCCUAGAUAAUAUCACACAAUGGUCAGGAUAGGAUGGUCAAGCAAAGCAAAACAGAGUUACUAACCAAUACAAAGCCUAACUAAAGCAAAUUGAUGAUUACUAAUUAUAUUCGAUGUAAUUGAAAUGGGAAAAAAUAUUUAACUUAUGUCUCUAAUACUGUGAUCUCAUGUGUAAUAAUUAUUAAUUUUAAUUUCCUUACAUUUACAUUUACAUAACUGCAAUUAACCAGAAAUAAUUUUAAAAAUUAUAAUCCUUUCGCCUUUGCCUAGCUAAUGUUCAUUUUUUAAAAAUGCUAACACAAAACACACACACAAACACUAAUUUAUUGCAUUUUAAAAUAAUUAUAUAUAUAUUAUAAUUAUUAACUUAUUAUCUUAAAGGUUUAGAUUUAGGUUUUAACCUACAGAAUACACAAUUGAGCACACAAAUCUUAGCAUAUCAUUUUUUCCUCUAAGCAUUAUAAAUUGCAUAAGUUAAAAACAAAAAUUACUUUUAAAUCGAAUAAUGAAAAAUUCGUGUGCUAACUAUAAAAGAAAAGAAACUUGUUUAACAAAACGGAAACUUAAAUUUGAAAAAUGCCCCAGUGUACUUCCUUAAUUGAUUCGAAAUCAAAAUGGCAAAUAAAAAUUAAAUUUUAUUAUGUUAUAUUUUAAAUAAUUAUAGAUGUUCAAUCUACUGUAGAAAUCAAUUUCUUCCUAGUUGUAAAGGUUUAUCUUAAGUUUAAUUAAUUUUUAUAUUAUUAGUUUACUUUACAUUUGAAAAUAUAUAACAAUUUUUUAAAAAACAUA